Protopolystoma xenopodis is the source of this 1776-nucleotide messenger RNA. The record is from the annotation of a GenBank genome assembly. NCBI's taxonomy places the organism in Eukaryota, Metazoa, Platyhelminthes, Monogenea, Polystomatidea, Polystomatidae.
AUGGCGCGAUCGAGAAGACGCAGCUUUUUCUCUCACGGUUUUGGGCAUGAUACCCUUAAAAAAUUAUGUUAUUUUGCUCUGCCCGAUCCUUUGCCAAGUCAGCUUGCUCCAAGGUCUACUCCCGUCUCAACUUCGCUUCUGAUGCCGUCUGUCCCCUUUGCUACUAGCAGCGCAGCUUCUCCAAGUCACGGAAACUUUGCCUACAUGAACACUCUCGGCUCUUCCCAACUUGACUGCCCUGGACAGAUGCAGGGCCAAUCAUGCGAUCAGCAACUCCUUCAAGUUGGCUUGCCUGCGCAUACACACACUCAUACUCACAUUCGUGCGCAUACACAAGCACACACACGUGUCCAGCAUCGUCAUAACCAUCAGCAGCAUCCACAAUGUCAAGAAACUUUGUGUGCCUUUGCUCACCAAUAUUCCAACCAGCCCCAAGCAGAGGUGCACACCAAUUGUCACUCCCACCACCACCAUCACUAUCAUGCUCAGCAACAGCUCCCGUGCAAGCAGCAACAGCAGCGACAACAACACAUCCACUCUCAGCAUUAUAAACAACAGGCUUUAUUACUGUCAAAUUCAUCUGUCCCCCUUCCCGUGUACCUGACUGGAAACUGCGCCACCGCGCUCGUCGGCAGUCCCCGAUCUUCGAGAGCUGUCACGGGCAACAGUAAAUCGGCAGUAUCUGCUAAUGGCUUCACAACUUCUGGCAGUUCCGGCACCUUGGGCCCUUGCCAGGGCGCGGCUCUGGCUGCUGCGUUGCUGGGGGGCAGCCCUGGAGGUGCAGGAGGGGCCGGGUGCAAUGGUAGUGCCGGAGGCAUUGGGACCUCGCCAUCUGGAACAGCCGGACUGGCCGUCAAUUAUGAGUUGAGCGAGGACCUCCGCGCCAAGGAGAUUGCCUUUAUCGAGCGCUGUUACGGUGGCCGAAUCAGGGCUCAGCGUGCUGCACGGCUGAUACAGACCACCUAUCGAGAUUACCGUCUUCGGCGGGAGUAUUCUCGCAUCCGUGCUGAAAAGCGUACCGCAGGCACUCGGCGGCCGGGAGUUCGCGGACCGGCCAGCCCAAGCUGCUGUCCCGCCUGCUCGAUCGGCGUCUAUAGCCAGCCCGCUGUUGCUAGCAACAUUGUCGGUGGUUGCCAUGAUUCGCACUUAGCUCCAAUGGCCUCAUCAGUGGCCGAUGGGAGCUUAGAAGACUUGGUCAUAAACCGGGCCUACUUUGAUUGGCAGCUCGGUCCAGAAGGGUAUGCAAACCCAGAAUCCGGCCACUCUACUCUACCUACCAAGGCGUCUGUUAAUGGAACUUUGCCACUAUUCUCUGGCCCCGUCUCAUCGAGCAAUGACACUCUUCGUCCUGAGCUUGAAUUUCCCGGGACUCUACAAUCAGAUGAGACACUUUGCCAAGCAAUUGCUCCUCCGCUUUCUAUUAGUUCAGAUCUGAAGUCGAACCAUCCUUGGCAAUCAGACUCAACUGCCCAAACUACUGCAACCAGUGGCGUUGGCACCACCCCCACUUCGGUGUCUCUGAGCAACGCGCUUGCUAGCCCAGCGGCUGCUAGGGACAGUGGGAUCUCCAGCUUUGUCUCUGGUUUCGCUUCUUCCUCACCCGGAUCUAGCUCUUCCAAUUCUUCCUCAUGUUCUGCUUCUUCUUCUUUGGUCUCCUCUUUUGCUGCCGUCUUUCCGAUCGUCGAUGGCGUCAACAGCAUCGCCACAAACGGUGCCACGUCCACAGCCACUGUGACUUGUCAUACCAAGCAUUACGAUCGCGGCAGCCACAGUUGU